Molecule: messenger RNA, 1704 nt
Organism: Telopea speciosissima
Lineage: Eukaryota; Viridiplantae; Streptophyta; Magnoliopsida; Proteales; Proteaceae
Product: BTB/POZ domain-containing protein At3g05675-like
Exons: 2
Coding region: 233-1525 (430 amino acids)
Molecular function (GO): protein binding
Source: RefSeq, a predicted model, not a curated record
UCUUCUCUCCUUCAAGUUGUUUCUCGCGUAUCCAAACCGAUGUAGAUGAAAUCUAGGGUUUGACGAAUCUCCAUCAGCCGCAGACACUUACACCGAUUUAAUCGGUUACGUUAUCAGGAGACAAAAGUAGUUCCUUGUACUUGGGGACUUGACUGGAUUAAUUCUCUUGUGCUACAGAUUGAUCCAGAAAAGUCUUAUUUCAGCAAUAUAGAAGUAUGAAUCUUGUUAACACAUGGACAAAGCUGGGGUGGCCAUGACCUACAAAUUCGGUGAUCCAAGUAGUAGUGACAUCCUUGUUUGCUUGAAAACAAGAGAAGGAAGACCUGAGUGGUUCCACUGUCACUCCUCGAUUCUUGUACAGAAGAGCAAGUUCUUUGCAGACCAGCUAUCAAGAGUUGACUCUACUAACUGCAUUGAGAUUCCAUGCACAAAAUUUGGGUACGAUAAGUGCGCUAAGCUUUUGAAACUACUUUAUCUUUCUGGGGACUCACUUCUGGACUCGUGGGACUCUGUCAAAACUGCUCUUAGUGUUCUUCAGGUAGCAAUUGCCUUGAGCUGUGAAGAGAUUACUCAAAGCUGUAUCCAAUACUUGGAGGCUGUUCCCUGGGAGGAUAAGGAAGAGGAAGAGAUAUUAAAGGCAGUAUCUGGACUGGGUCCAUUAGCCAUGCCCAUAUUAGCCCGGAUACAACCUGUUGAUAUUAAUGCCACAAAGAAUGUUUUCCUAGCUGCAAUUCGCUUUGCCACAUCUACUGGUGGACCGUGUCCUCCUUUUGCAGAUGAUCUUAAAGUUUCUGCUCGGGAACAAGUGGAAUACAUGCUAGUAGAAGAUGAAGAUAUGCCUCUGGUUACAGCUGAUGGUGAAGUAAAAUCUGAGGUGAGGAUGAGCCUUUCCAAAAUGUUCUCAAAAUUUGAGAAGGAACUAGGUUCCCUGCUUUUGGAGUCUGAUCUAACUGCUGCAGCAGAGGAUAUAGUCUUGCAGAGUCUUUCGGACCUUGAAUGGAUGUGCAACAUACUGCCAAAGAUGGAUCUAUUGAAGGAUUUUGUUUCCAACUGGAUUGAUGUAUCUGAUUAUGUCCUAAAGGUGUUUCAAGACAAGAAAUUUGAUACAACCAUGUGGGGUGCGAAACUGAAGCUAAUAGAAGUUGCUGGAAAGGUCUUGGAUGCCGUAGGUUAUGGCAAUGUUAUUUUUCCAGCACCAGCCCGGGUGCAGUUGCUGAAGUUUUGGCUCUCAUACGUAAGGAAAAUGAAGCCUUUGCUGGAUUCGAAGGGCAGUGAAGAUGUUGGAUUUGCAUACAAGAUGGAUGAGGACCUGUGCCAGAGCAUUGAGGGGGCAAUCAUCUCCCUUGUGUUGGCACUGCCAUCCAAUGAUCAAGCAGACAUUAUGGCAGAUUGGAUCCAGACUGAGCAGGUGAGGUAUCCCGACUUGAGUGAGGCUUUUGAAGUGUGGUGUUACAGAACCAAGUCUGCAAAGAGGAGAUUGGUUGUGGGAUUCAAUGAAAUUGGUAAUGCCACCAUCAGCCUCUGAAAAUUGAUCCAGUUUUCUUCCAAUAUUAUUGGAUCAAAAGUGAUGUAUCAUUUUGAUUUAAUUGCUGUACCUAACAUUAUAUCUCUCCCAUAUUUAAGGGGCAUGUGAUGGGUGAAGAAGGCCUCAUACCAUUUUUAUUAUGCAUUUGUCUAAUUUGACAAUUGGCAUAUUCUUGGUGA